Molecule: messenger RNA, 2152 nt
Organism: Solanum lycopersicum (tomato)
Lineage: Eukaryota; Viridiplantae; Streptophyta; Magnoliopsida; Solanales; Solanaceae
Product: BTB/POZ domain-containing protein At2g13690
Molecular function (GO): protein binding
Source: RefSeq, a predicted model, not a curated record
UCAAUUUUUUGUUGGAUUAUGCGUAUAGUGAUAACUUAGUGUAUCGAAAAAAAAAAAUCAAUUUCACAGCUCACUUUGCCAGUAUCUAUACUGUUGCUUUUACCGUCAGCUUCACAAAGCAUCAGAAUCUCUUCUCCACCAAUACUUCGCCCUAGAGAAGAACAUGGCGAUGCCCAUUUCCCAAGAAAUGUAAAGUUUCCACAUUUCUACAUAUCGGAUCAAACUGAGUACUCUGUAAACUGUGUAGUUCUUGAACCAUUCCAAGUUUCAAACAUACAUACUGUCGUUCUGUAUCUUUUAAGCUUUUUACCCUCGAAAUGCACGACCCAACGCGCCUGAAAUCUCAACCCCACCACCACAAUCGCCGCCGUGAACCGCCGUCACAUCAUCGCCGAGCUUGGUGUUGCUCCUUUACUGUACCACCACAUAGUCCGGAGAACCCAGCUGUAGUUCCGGCUCAAAAUCCCAAGAAGACCCAAUCUUUUCUAAAACCGGAAGUACCCACAAAGUCUUCUUCCAAUUCCUUAUCUUCUUUCCCUAAUUCUCCUCAAAACCCCUCCAGACUGACCCGAAUUGACCCACGUCGGAUCCUCUCACCGGGUCGGGUUUCUCCGAUUGAUUCUAUUGACGAAACCCUAAACCCAACUGGUCCGGUUAUUUUCCCUGAGAUACCCAAGUCGCCGACUCCGGUUGAUUGUGAGCAGCAAGCUAGUGGUGGUGUUGGGGUUAGGGAUGAUUGUAGUUUGGGGAUCUUUGAUGUGAGGUUGAAUCUGAAGGGAAAGAAUGGUAGUGGCUUAGUGUUGGAGCUUAGCUCUGAGGUUCUUAGUACCAAUAGUUCUGUUUUUGCUAAUUUGAUUGCUGACUAUCGGAAAAAUUCGAGGGGUUUCUGUAGGAUAGAGGUGCCUGAUGUGGAGAAUUUAGGUGUUUUUCGCGAUACAAUUGAGCUUAUGUUUGAGGAUGAUAUUCCUCGGAAACUUCUCAGGGUGGGUGCUUAUCGCGCCAUUGAUGUGCUCGAGGUAUCAGCUGGAAUCAAAUUCAACCGGAGUGUUUUAUCGUGUUUGAAGUACCUUGAAGCUGUUCCUUGGACUGAGGAAGAGGAAGAGAAAUUGAGAAGAUUGUUUAAUAAAAUGAAGUUUGAUCAUGAAACAGCUAGAGACAUUUCGGCCAGACUCUAUGCUCUAGAUAUGACAGAUUCCCAACAGACUUUGUCUAAGCAGCUUGUUUGGUCUGUGACCACCUGCAUUGAUGCCAAUUCAAGAAACGAGCUAAAAUCCUUAGUCAAGGGUCUCCUGUGCAGAAGCUCAGUCUAUGAAAAGGACUGUUCUGAUCUGAACAAGGUGGAUAUAUUUGCAAUAUGCCUGUCUUGUAUAAGUUCACUUGUUAGUUUGCUUGAGGAGGCAACUGCUACGAGUCCAUCUGUAAAAUUGGCUAAGAAAGAAGACCGGACCUUGAUUGACCGCAUAUCUAAGCAGGUUGACAACAUCAUAUGGCUGCUUGAAAUUUUGCUAGAUCACCAGAUGGCAGAGGACUUGGUGGAUAUAUGGACCAAACAAAGUCAGUUGCUUGCAAUGCAUAACUGUGCAUCUCCAUUGGUCAGAUACGAACUUAGCCGGGUGACAGCUAUGUUAUUCAUAGCAAUGGGCACUGGGAAAAUGCAUUGCCGCUCUGAAGCAAGGUCGGGGCUUCUUCAGACAUGGUUUAGACCAAUGCUGUUGGACUUUGGAUGGUUACAGAGAUGCAAAAAAGGCCUAGACAUGAAGGCAUUGGAGGAAGCGAUGGGUCAAGCACUCCUUACUCUUCCUUUGAAGGAACAAUAUGCUCUGUUUAUGGAUUGGUUCAAGUGUUUCUCUAAGCAUGGUACUGAAUGCCCUAACCUAAGCAAAUCAUUCCAGAUAUGGUGGCGACGAUCGUUCUUGAGAGGCUCUGAAACUCAUGCCAGUGAAUCUAGGUAGAAUUGCUUGUAUUUUUAGUCCUGUUUUCUUUCUAGUGGGAAUGCUGUAACUUGGGCAAUCUGAAACGAAAUCAAUAAUGUAGAUUUACUAAUUGUUGUGAGAGGAAAUGGAAAUCCAAUUCAGUAUAUAUGAUGCUUUUACCAUGAUAGAGGAUCUACUUCUCUUCAAGCAUAAAUACAUAAGAGUAUUGGUAUUGCUUU